This is a messenger RNA of Eruca vesicaria subsp. sativa (arugula), 648 nucleotides long. NCBI's taxonomy places the organism in Eukaryota, Viridiplantae, Streptophyta, Magnoliopsida, Brassicales, Brassicaceae. The record is from the annotation of a GenBank genome assembly.
AUGAAGUGGAAAAGGAGAGUUGUUCCAUUUAUAUCAUCUACUGGGAAGUUGGGUGUGAUUGAUGACCAUGAGUUCAUAAGAGAAAAUGAGAAGAAGGACAAAAGAGUUGAUCGGAUUGUUGGUAUGAUCAAAGCCAAUCAUGACUGGAAGAAAUUCAUUUGGGAAGUUGAGCAUUUGCCAACUAAUAUGGUCCUUUCUGAUUUAGAAUACGAUUUCGAAGUUGAAGAUGUCACGCCUGUUGUUGCAGAGAAACCGAAAGUUGCUUCCAAGAGGGCUAAGCGUAAGCUAAAUGAUCCUGGUGUCGAGUCUCGUAAGAGAGAACUAUUUUGUCAACAGGCAGCUGAACAUAACACUGGUGUCUCCGGUGAGAUGAAGACCUUUAUUAUGGAUUUGUUCACUUCUUUUAAGGAGGUGAUUACGGGUCCUUCAGAUACAGUGGGCAAAUCAGCUGAGAUUCCGACUCCUUCAGUACCACUUGCAAAAGAUCAAGAAAAAUCGUCACAGUCUCCGGAUCCUUCAUCAACAAUUGGGAAAGAUGAGGCCAAAUCAUCACAGAUUCCACGUCCUUCAGCAAGAAAAGAAAGAGGCAGUGCAUCUGAGAGUGUGGAUCCUCAUGCGCUUCGUCGUAGUCCUGAGACAGUAAGAAAG